AGAUAACGGCGCUAUACGACGUGGAGUAUUAACAGUUAAAAGGGCAACAAGAUGUUCAAAGCUAUUGUUCUAACGAUCUGUUUCUAUGGCGUUCUCAAGGCCAUACCCGCGCCCGGCCAUGGUGCUCUCGCCGGAUACUGUGACACCUCGUCCCAGUGUGACGCCGACGAGACUUGUGUGAGUUUUAACCAGCCCCGGGGUCGCCGUGUCGUGCCAGACACGAUUGAUCCUGACUUGAUGCAAUAUGUCCACGGCAGUUGCAAGAAGAGAGGAACACAGGGCUCUCAAUGCAUUGUCAAUGAGAUUUCGACUGGAUUUAAGGGACUGUACUAUGAUCCUUUAUGUGCGGAUGGCUUUGUGUGCGUCUCCACUGGACAGUACGUUAUCCCAAAAGGCGAUCUAGGCACCUGUCAGGCACUGACACUAGCCAAGUCCGCCACCCUGGACCAGCCGUGUGCGACCGGAGCAGAUUGUUCGGACACCGAGUGUUGUGUAAGCGACAUGAGGCCGAUAGGCAAGCGCGCCGCCCAUGGGCACUGCAGAAAUAUGGGAACUUCUGGUUCAGGUUGCUUGGUGCGGUACCCAUCUGGAAAGCCGAUGGACGCUGUGUUCCAGUGUCCAUGCAUUGCCAGCCUGACUUGCCACGGUACUGGCAUGCAUGAUAUUCCCCUCGGGGAGAUCGGAAAGUGUGGACUUUAAGAACAUUUUGCAGUUUCGUAUUGGAUUUCAAAUUGCAAACGGCAAUAAUAAAAAGAGUCUACAGAG
This is a messenger RNA of Mya arenaria, 765 nucleotides long. RefSeq lists its product as uncharacterized. NCBI's taxonomy places the organism in Eukaryota, Metazoa, Mollusca, Bivalvia, Myida, Myidae. The record is from RefSeq and is a predicted model, not a curated record. The coding region runs from base 52 to 699 and encodes 215 amino acids. The transcript has 6 exons.